This is a messenger RNA of Styela clava, 4294 nucleotides long. Lineage: Eukaryota; Metazoa; Chordata; Ascidiacea; Stolidobranchia; Styelidae. The record is from RefSeq and is a predicted model, not a curated record.
UCGAUGCUUUUCAAAUGGGAAGAUGGCAAGCCCGGCGACCGCGGUCUCCCUUGGAUCUGUAAAUGAACGCCGUUUGAGACCCGUUUACGAACAUCUUGACAUUGGAAACAACAAAUCAGCUCUUCAUGAAGCAGAAAAAGUUUUAAAGAAACAGAAAGAUUUAUCAGCAGCCAAGGUAUUGAAAGUCAUUGCGCUGAAUCGUCUUGGACGCAGAGAUGAGGCUUUUGCAUUAUCACAAGAAGUUGCAGCUCUGGGUCCGACAGAUGAAAACAGUUUGCAAGGACUGAGCCUGUAUUAUAGAGAGACACACAGACAUGACUUAAUUCCUCCCAUUUAUGAGUCUGCAGUUUCAAAAUGUGUCGGGAACGAAGAAUAUCUCACACAUUUAUUCAUGUCCUAUGUGAGAACAGAGAAACCAAAGGAUAUGCAAAGGGUUGCCAUUUUACUUUACAAACAUCAUCCGAAGAAUCCUUAUUUAUUCUGGGGCAUCAUGGCGAUAGUAAUGCAGGCCCUCAAUGAUGAAAAACUUGGGAAGAUGAUGUUCUUGCCCCUUGCAGAAAGAAUGAUUGAAAAACAUAUUGAGAAAGGAAAAAUAGAGGCCGAAGCGGAAGUCCGACUGUAUCUAAUAGUCCUAGAAAUGUUGGAAAAACAUGAAAAGUGUUUGGAAGUUUUGGAAGGAAAGCAUGCAAGAUAUUUCACGCUGGAAGGGGAAGAAAUCAGCAUCCUGAAAACUAACAUUUACAAAAAAUUAGGAAAAUGGGAAAAAAUUAAUUCAAGAAAUAAAGUAUUAUUGAAAAAAGAGCCUGACACUUGGAAUCACGUUAUCGGUUAUCUCGACUCUCUGGAACGUCUAGUGGACAAUGAAUCGAAAGAAGAAAAUUCAAAUGCAGAUGAUGCAGGAACAAGUUCCGAGGAUGCUGACCACAAGUGGGAGCAAGCAGUCGAUUUAUUCCUUCAACUCCUUGAAAGUGAGAGAAGUUCAAAUGCAAAGAGAACGAGACGAGGACCUUUCUUAGCUGUGUUGGAAUUGCACAAGAGAUUAAAGUUGAUGACUGAGAAAGAUGAAUCCAUUUCAACAUUACUUGAAAGAACUGGCAAUCCUGUUGAACUGAUUAUAGAAUUUGUUGAAUUAUUUUCAUCAAAGCCUUGUUGUUUCGGGGAUUUGGAGCCGUAUGUCGUAUCUUUGGAAUCUGAAGGGAAAAAUGAGCUCCUGUUAAAAAUAAAUGAAAAAGUUCUUUCAUUCAUCCUGAAUGAGAAUGAAACGGAUGAAACUGAAAACGAUGAUAAACUGAAAGAAAAGAAAAUACAGGAACAUUUAUUUUAUCUGGAAAUGCAAAGAUUUCUUGGUCACCAUGAAGCAUUGAAGAAAGCAGACAAGAUUGAAGUUGUUACAGAUUUAUUGAAGAGAUAUGACCAAGGGUUGAAGCAUAGUUCUUAUCGUCCAGUUACCGAUGUCAGAGUAGUUGAUGAUUAUCUACUUCUUGCAGCGAAUAUUAUGAUCGAUUUGUACAAAGAAGAAGAUGAUCUCGAGCAUUUGUGGAAAGCGAUCUAUAUUCUUGAGUUGGGAAAGCAACGUAGCACGAUCAACUUUCGAAUCAAGUUUACGCUGAUUAGGCUGUAUUGUGAGAUCGGAAUAUUCAUGCCUUGCGCUCAGAUCUACGAUUCGCUGGAUAUAAAGCACAUGCAACAAGAUACUUUAGGUUAUAUAGUUUGCCACGCAGUGUCUUCAUUCGGCCACUAUCAACUUGCAUCUCAGGCAUUCGAAGCCUCUCGUGCGUUCUUUAUUUCAAACAACAAAGAUUCGUUGGAACUCCUGAUUGCCUGCUUUAGGAAUGGGACUUUCCAUAAGGUCUCAGAAUUCAUUUCAUUCCGAAACCAUGUCAAGGAUUCUCUCCAUUCUGCUUUAACAACAACAGAACACACUUAUAUGGACCUGGUCACGCAGGGAGAUCUUGACAUCCCAUACUAUGACCUGAUUGAGACAUGUUGUCUUCCUGAUGAAAGAUUCAAUUUUGAGAUACUCACUGAUAACAGGGAUUUUAGCAUCAGAUUUGAUUGGAUGCCAGAACAUAAGCAGCUGAAGAAAUCGCACACUGACGUGAGCUUUACUCUUGAAAAGCAUUGGUUGCGAUUUCGGGAACUACAAGUUCGGUCCAUCCUUGAAUUAUUAAAACUUGCUUCACAGUCAAAGACAUUAGGAGAUAGUGGGCUAGAAACAAUGAAUUCAUUUCUGAAAGAACUGGAAGAAAUUGUUGAAAACACAAAGAACGAUCCUGGGAUAUCUGUGGAGUUUCCAUUCCACGGGCCUCCUCGGUCAAGAAUUCAAUUGUUAUUGGAAGUCAAAUAUCAAGACACGACUGUGACAUUGCUUAGGUUGUUUCAUAAACUUCUUGCCGAAAUAAUAAAUCCGGAAUCAGAAAAAGAUUUAAAAAAAGUUUCAGAAUCUCUGAUUUCAGGAAUUGAAGAUGCUCUAUCAUUAACUGGUCUAACAGCCAUGGGUGACACUCUACCAAAUGCAACAAAGAAAAGCAAUAAGAAAAAAACAGUGAAGCAUGACCAUUGUCAUGGUGACUGUGACCAUGAUGACAAUGAUUCAGUAUGUGUGACAUCGUCUCCAGAAAAAACUGUCGAGUCAGCUGUAAAUUUAAUUGUUCCGAAUUCUUUGAAAGAUGUAAAAAGAUAUAAAUUAGAAAGACUUGUCGCAACUUGUGAAUUGUUCAGUCUAUCCGUUCUCCUGACGAAUAAUUUUUCAUCGCUAAUCACGGAAGUUCGUUCAGAAGCAAUUAAAAAACGUCGAAGGAAAAAAGGCAAACAGGCACCCAUGCCCUCAAUCAUCAAUUUCUAUCAAGAAUUUGUAUCCAAACUCAAGAAGCUGGGACAAAAACUAUUGUCUGCAAUUGAACAGAUGUCCGCUGAUGCAGAAACUAUGAUCCUUGACCUUUCCAAGAUGGAUGGGGUCGAAGGUGAAACAGAGAAAUUAGCAAAUGGAGAAGUAAAACCUAUGCAACAAAGCAAUGGAGAAACAGAGAAGACGACGCCCACAACCACACCCCUUCCUGACCAACUUGUCCAAUUAGCAUCAGACAGUAUUUUGAAUUCAACCAAUCAGCUUUCAGAGAUUAUUCAAGGUCGUCUAGGAAAUUUGAAGGCCAUCAAAGUUUAACUUAAAAUCAUAUCAGUGAAGAUUUUCCAUCCAAGAAUGAAGUUCCAGCUCUUUGUAUUUUCAUCGUCAGACGUUCACGCUUCCUCACGGAACAAGAAAACAAUAUUCAAGCUUCCUAGAAGUUUCUUCUGUUCUUGUUUCCUAUACUUCACCAUCGCUGAAUUUUUAAUGCCUAUUUUGAGAGUAUUUUUGAAAUAUGGCUCAAACAUAUCGGUUUACAUCUUGAAAUAUAUCAUUACUUCCUACGCUUUGAAAAAACACUGACAGCUAAUUUUUGAAGCUUGUUGUGUCCCAUGUUUGUUUGCUGCAACAAACUAGAACACUUUAAAGAACAAUAGGACAGUUCUUAAAUUUAUGGAAACAAAACUCAAAACUGACAAAUAGCACUCUGAAAUAGCAAACUUAUCUGAGUGAAAAAGUGUCUGAGCGGCUGCACAAAUUUCAAUUGUUACGUCACGCUUCACUUACUGCUAAGUAGAACUUGGUGCUCUGGUAAUCUUCCGUUAUUACUCCUCUAGGCCAGGGGUGUGCAACCUCCAAUUUUGGAUGGUGUGCUUCCCGCGAAACGAGUUUUAAUCUGGCACGAGCGAGUAAGCCAAUACCUGUGCCUGAGUCUAAUUUAUUAUCUAUGCCUAUGCUGUUUUGAUGCUCUAACAGCUGGCUUGUUCGAAGCGAACAACGUGUUUCAUAUGGUUUCACCCAGUAAUUGCAUCGGGCCCUCCUGUAUUAAAGGUUUCACGGCCCUGAUCUAGAUCAGUGUCUCCCAAUAUUUUUGGUGACAGACCCCUGUAACCCUUUUAACUAAAACAAGACCUAAUAUAGAAUAUUUUGUGUUCAGCAUCAAUAUUCCAUUAUUUCACAAUGUACUUCAAAUCGUGAAUUAUUGAAUUUGGUAUCUCCUAGUAGCAAUUUGGCUGAAAGAGAGAUUCUCAUUCACAAAAAAUGGGUUGUGGCAGUUGACAAUAAGUUGUGAAAAAGAUUCUCCAUUUGCACUUUAAAUUUCACCCUAUUAUUACUGUUUUGUGCUAUUUUUGGGAUGAGAACUUUUUAACAGUCUCGAACAACUGCACCCAGCUUUAUAUUCAUUUGAUAUGAAUUGCAAUAAAGAUUAUUUUGAGGUCUGAUUUGAUA